UAGUACAGUAACAUACCUGAAUUAAAGGCAGAGGCGUGGUUUAUGUGAAUUUAUGGAGAAACCCUCUAACUGCAUAACAGAUGUGAUGGGGAGGGGGAGAGAGAUUAGUGGUGCUUUAAUGAUUUGAAAGCACUUGAGCUUAAAGCUGAUGGGGAGGGGGUUAAACCACCAGUACCAUACUUAUCACAAUAUACACACAUCAGCAUGUCUGGCUGAGGGCUGCUGGGAAAACAAACCGGCAUCGUCUUAAUGUUAAUUUAGUAAGGUAUUUCCCCACCCAAGAUAUCCGGAGGUAUUCAUUUAUCAGGCUGUGCAUUGGAUUCUUGACACAGAGUUGGCAUGAGGUUUGUGGACAUGGGUGUCCGUGUUCGGCGGACUGCUGAACCAGCAGAACCUGAACCACAACCAAAACCAGAACAUAAGCACCAUCCUGCUCAUCCAACUCAUCACAACUAUGAACACAUGAAGAACAAGUUCAUGAAUGAGCUGGAACAUCUUCCAUUGCCGAUGUGGGCUGUAGGAGCCAUCGUGGUCGUGGUUCUCGCCCUUGUGGCUUGCUUUACAUUUUGCAUGUUCAAGAAAUGCUUUGGCAAGAAGAAGAAAUCCAAGAAGGCUCGAGAGAGGAAGAGAGCAGGACGGAGAAAAAAAGAAGGGACUGAAGGAGAGGGUGAAGGAGAACAAAAGGAAGAAGGAGAAAAAAAGGAGGGAGACGUGCAAAAAGAAGAGCAAGAAAACCUUGGAAAACUGGAAUUCUCUUUGGAUUACACCUUCACUGAUGCUCAGCUGAUAGUUGGAGUUCUUCAGGCUCAAGAUCUUCCCGCUAUGGAUAUAGGCGGUACAUCCGACCCAUAUGUGAAAGUUUACUUGCUUCCAGACAAGAAGAAGAAGUUUGAAACCAAAGUCCAGCGCAAAAAUCUGUGCCCUGUGUUUAAUGAGACCUUCAUCUUCAAGAUUCCCUAUGCUGAAUUGGGUGGUAAAACUCUGGUGCUUCAGGUGUUUGAUUUUGAUCGGUUUGGUAAACAUGAUGUGAUCGGCCAGAUAACGAUUCCCAUGAGCUGUGUGGAUCUCGGACAACCGCUGCAUGAAUGGAGGGAUCUCGAAAGUGGAGAAAAGGAGGAGGAGAAACUUGGAGACAUUUGUAUUUCUCUGCGUUAUGUGCCCACUGCUGGCAAACUCACCGUCAACAUAAUGGAGGCCAAAAAUCUAAAAAAAAUGGAUGUUGGUGGUUUAUCAGAUCCGUAUGUGAAGAUUGUGUUACAGCAUAACGGAAAGCGUCUGAAGAAGAAGAAAACUACUGUUAAAAAGAACACACUGAACCCAUACUUUAAUGAGAGCUUCAGCUUUGAGGUCCCAUUUGAACAGAUUCAGAAAGUCCAGCUCCUCAUUACUGUGUAUGACUACGACAAGCUGGGAAGCAACGACCCCAUUGGCAAAACCUUUAUUGGUUAUGGCGCCACAGGUGUCGGCUUACGCCAUUGGUCGGAAAUGCUGGCCAAUCCCAGACGUCCAGUGGCCCAGUGGCACACGCUUCAACCAGAGGAAGAGGUAGAAGCAGCUUUGAAAGCACCACAUCGCUAAACAUCGUCAUGGUAACAAGUGGGUAAUAUACCCAGAGUAUACAUCACAUCCAGGGCAACAGUGAAUCAUCCACCUACUGCGCAACUUAGUGAAUGGCAUUGAUAGGCACUGCAUGCAUCAGCUUUACUAGCAUGACCAGUGAUCUUUACAGUUUAUGUUUCGUGGAAUCUUAGCAUUGCUGAGUUAUAGUUUCACGCAUAUUGUUUUCUCUCCCGAGGUUAUUUUGUGUUACGUGAAGAUCUUCUUGAUUUGUUAUGAGUUGUAUAACUAAAUACAUGUGGUUAUGUUUGGAGUAGAUGUGUUUUCUUUAUGGUAGCUGUCACUCUGCAUGGUUUUGUAAGUUAUUUUUGUGUUAAAGACGUGAUGAUGAAUUGUUGCUAAUUUUGGUGAGAGUUAAACCAGUACAGACAGUAUGUCAGCGAUUUUUGGCAAAUACAAAACGAGAUAAGAAUUAAAAUCUUCUCUUCUGCAUUGAAUUAAUAGCUAAGCAAAUGACAACAGUUAAAAUGGUUAUAUUUAUAUGAAUUGAAUGCUAUUGUCAAAACAAGGUACAGAUUUAUUUUGUUCCACUUUUGUAUACCCAAUGCUAAACUCACUUUGUGUUUGAAAAUGCAAAUCAAAUUAAACAGAUGUAUCAUUUGUUUCUUGUGUGCACUCUAUUUAACCACAUUUUAAUGCCAAGGACUCUCUAACGAGGGUCUUUCGAAAAUCAAAGGUAUAUGUUUUUCAUGUACAGUAAACAAUAUGAUAUUAUGAACAUAAUUUGUUGCAUAAUUUGCUUGUAAGUAUGCAGUACAAUACAACAAUACAGUGUAAAAAUAAUACAUUAAUUUUGAUGAAAUUAUGUAGUGUGUAGCACUCAUGUAGUGUGAAGCAUGGUUGCUUUUAUUAACACAUUAGUGGUUAAGACUGACAUUACAAGAGAAUAUUCAUAUGCAUUAUCGGCUACACAAGCAAAAAUAAAACGAACAAAAAAGAAACUGAUUAAAGCAGAGUACAUUUUUGUGAUAUACUAUAAUGAUACUAUCUAAACAUGGAGGAGAAUGAAAUUAACACAGAGAAAUAAAUGAUUGUGCUCUAAGUAAUAGCAGUGAUUCAUUAUUCAUUAUAUGUGUUUCACUUAAGAUCAGAGGUGCUGAUGACAUUAGCUGUAGCUUUUUGCUGCUCAUACCUGUUUCGCUUUAACUUUGUAACUUUUGUGCUCUUAGGUCAAUAAAUGAGGCUAAGGGUUCAUCGCUCAUUGGCCCAUUACAACCACACAUGUCCACCAGGGGACGUGCAAAUGUUACAUAAACAGUAGUGUUAAAUGGGUAAAGAGCACUGCUGCCUAUGUUGAGCAAGCCUGCAGUGCCAUUCUGAAGAUCAUUUUAUAGACAUUUAUACUUCUUUUUAUCAUCUGUUUUGAUAGUUUCCAGUAAAAAUCAUGCAAAAGGACAAAAACAUGUAGUCACAUAAUCAUUUUUGAUGUUUAAAUGUGGUUUCGUAUUCUUCUUUCUAAUACUAUUUACUAUUUGUGUAAUUUAUCACAUUGAGACCAAAAGUAAUCAGUGUAACAGUUUGACUUUAACGGAAAUGUAACAUUAUUCAUUAAACUCUAAGAUAUAUAAAAGAUAUAUAAAAAUGAGCACUUAGAAGCAAUACUUCAGGUUUUCUUAUCUUGGUUUGUUCCUCCACCUUUUAUGAAAAGUCUGUAGCUCUACAUGUGAGACUAGAACAAGAAGGAAAAUAAUUGGUCUCACUUUAUAUUAGAUUGCCUUAACUACUACGUACCUAACAGUUUGAUGCAAUAUAGUUAUCAUUUCAUUUGCAAUUACACUGUUAACUGUAACCAACCCUUUCUCCUUAACCUAUCCACACCCCAAACUCAUGAGCAGUAAAUGUGGGAAUGUGGUUACACAGUAGAUCAAGACAAUGUCUUGUAGGCAUUCAAUGAAGGCCACCUAAUAUAAAGUGUGACCAAUUAAUCUUCUAGAACAAAAGAACUGCCUGCCAACAAGUAUGUUGUUCAUUUUAUCAAGCCAUCUGUCUGUUAUCUGUUUCAUAGAGUUGCAAUUUUAUGUUCAUCCUGUCCGUCUAGCACAGUGUUUCUCAACCCUGGUCCUGGGCGCCCGCCAACACUGCACAUUUUGUAUGUCUCCCUUAUC
This is a messenger RNA of Sinocyclocheilus grahami, 3722 nucleotides long. RefSeq names its product synaptotagmin Vb (gene syt5b). Gene Ontology annotation, cellular component: plasma membrane; exocytic vesicle; axon. Gene Ontology annotation, molecular function: phosphatidylserine binding; clathrin binding; calcium ion binding. NCBI's taxonomy places the organism in Eukaryota, Metazoa, Chordata, Actinopteri, Cypriniformes, Cyprinidae. The transcript is spliced from 9 exons. The coding region runs from base 340 to 1578 and encodes 412 amino acids. Gene Ontology annotation, biological process: synaptic vesicle endocytosis; calcium ion-regulated exocytosis of neurotransmitter. The record is from RefSeq and is a predicted model, not a curated record.